Molecule: messenger RNA, 466 nt
Organism: Brassica oleracea var. oleracea
Lineage: Eukaryota; Viridiplantae; Streptophyta; Magnoliopsida; Brassicales; Brassicaceae
Exons: 1
Source: RefSeq, a predicted model, not a curated record
AACUACUCAUUCCCCUUUAGCAUGGCCGCCUUCAAGAAGAAGAGACACAACAUUAGUCUCUUCGCGUGUGGCAACGCGCCACCGACCAUGGACGACGAUACCUCUGCCUCCAGAGCCGUACUGGAGCUUUUCAACGGCCUCGGAGGACAAGAACGUGGCAGUAACACGCCGGCUUUGUCCGUCGAGGCUUUGACGGCGUUGUCUCCUUGCUUGCCCGCAUUUGGACGGAGUUCUCCGUCAGUGAGACCUUUACGUGUGACGGACUCACCGUUCCCAAUACGGGAAGAUGGUGACGUGGCUAACGGACACGUGGACAAAGCGGCGGAUGAGUUUAUAAAGAAGUUUUACAAGAACUUGAAUCAGCAAAAGAAGAUGAUUGAGUUCUCACCUUAUUAAUAAGUAUUUUUUUUCUAAAUACUUUAUCUCUAUUUUCUGAGUUAGUUCGAAGUUCGUAUAAUAUUUUUGG